GUCCCCUUCCUGCGUGCAUAUAGCAGUAGCUUGAGCGACCAUUUCUACACCACUGAUGUAUCCGAAAUGAACAACAACGCCCUCGCUGGAGGCGUUUACGCCUUGGAAGGUGAUUCCGCAUUUCUCUGGUCCACACCUCAACCCGGGACCGUUCCCCUCUUCCGCCUUUACAACGAGAAGUCUACCGACCACUUCUACACCAUGUCCUCCGAUGAACUACCAGAAAUGAUGGAGAAUGGAUGGGCAUACGAUACCGCUCCUAAUCAUACCGCGGGAUACGUGUAUCCUUAUAGUAUUUGCGGUGCCGCACCAAUCUAUCGCCUAUUUAAUCCGACCAUUGUGGAUCAUUUCUAUACAAUGGAUGUCGCGGAGAGUCAGAAUGCGGUAAAAACUGGAUAUCAGGACCAGGGAAUUGCGGGUUUC
Lentinula edodes (shiitake mushroom) is the source of this 423-nucleotide messenger RNA. RefSeq lists its product as uncharacterized. The annotation marks the transcript as partial. The record is from RefSeq and is a predicted model, not a curated record. NCBI's taxonomy places the organism in Eukaryota, Fungi, Basidiomycota, Agaricomycetes, Agaricales, Omphalotaceae. The transcript has a single exon.